Messenger RNA from Stereum hirsutum FP-91666 SS1, 3298 nucleotides. Its product is annotated as DNase I-like protein. The coding region runs from base 208 to 3207 and encodes 999 amino acids. NCBI's taxonomy places the organism in Eukaryota, Fungi, Basidiomycota, Agaricomycetes, Russulales, Stereaceae. Gene Ontology annotation, biological process: signal transduction; phosphatidylinositol dephosphorylation. Gene Ontology annotation, molecular function: phosphatidylinositol-4,5-bisphosphate 5-phosphatase activity. The record is from RefSeq and is a predicted model, not a curated record. The transcript is spliced from 24 exons.
CUCUCCUCGUACGUGUGACUGUCUCCGCUUUGCACUCAAGAUCGGCAACUCUUUGCUUCUUUUCACACUCUAGUCUCUAGAGUGGCACAAAGCCGCUGCGCGGCUUUUGGGAAUAACGGAGCCGUCACGACUUCAACUAAACGCAGUGCGCGAAGCGCUUUCUCCUACCGCACCUAGGCUUACUAGCUGGUGCUAGGCAUUGAGGCUAUGUUUCAACCCGUUCUACGGCCCAGUGAGGUCCUGAAAGUCAAACUGCAAGGGAUUAUCGUCCCACUUGAGGAGCGAAACAACAGGGAACUACAGCUUUCAACGGAACAGGCCAAUGCCUUUCUCGUCAUCGCGGUGCAUCGAAAUCCCAACAGGAACGAAGAGGAAGGCUGUCUGUUCGUCUACGAGGGCCCGGCGUUGCCGACGCCAGCUCGAUUACGGACUCCUCGAAUCCGAAAUGUGUUUCCUAUCGUUGGCCAUAUCGAUGUAAGAAUUUCGCAAAUAAACAACGAACCCUCCUUGGACAUGGAUGAGAGAACCGAAGGCUCACAACCAAACGUCCGUUUGUCUAUCGAGAUAUACAAUGACAAUACAACAGUCCUCGCGUUCGUGUCAGAUGAACCGCAAGGAAUCCCCUCUUUUUUGUCUGAAUUUAGGCGACUGAAGGGCAUCGCACACAAGAACAAUCCCCAUGCCUCAAAGUAUCCAUGGCUCACACCGUAUUCUUAUGAUCCAUCUUGCUGGCUUUCUGUGAUGCCGCCGCCUGAUCUCCGGGUGCUUCGCCAGCCUUUGAAUGAGCGUCUCAGCAUCGGAAGCGCAGGUAUGCCGGGAAACGAGGUCGCCGACUAUAAUGCCAUCCGAGAUCACUGGUUCAGAAAUAAGGCUCGCCACAACGCCACGAAGCCAGAACUUCGUCCCUCGGAACUAAAGAUACGUAUAGGAACGUUCAACGUGAAUGGGAAACUACCAUCACAGGACCUUUCACCCUGGGUCGGUGGACAGGCAACUCCGCAGGUAGAAAAUGACAAAACCGAUGAGGCUGAGGGAUCCUUGGGAGGUUGGGAGAAACUCAUACCCCCGAUGAAAGAAGUCUCUCCAAUAUCACUUGGAGACUUUGGACGGAGUGUCUCUUUUCUAGAUACACAUCCAACUGAUGUUACUGCUCCAGCAACAGAUGGUAGUACCUCAGUGGAGCAUGACAGGAAGGAAGACUCCCCAGCGACGACCGACCCUGACUUACUGGUCUUUGGCUUUCAAGAGUUGGACAACUCGACCGCGGCUUUGGUGAUCGCAACAAAAGCAAGAGAGGCUUUAUGGACCCACUCGUUGGUAGCUGCGCUAGGAGAGAAUGGAGAGAAGUAUGAGAAACUCGUGUCACAGCAGCUUGUCGGGAUGCUCAUUAUCGUCUUUGUGAAGAAAGAGUUAAGGCAGUUCUUCUCUGGAGGAAAGACCGAUUACGUCUCCGCAGGUAUUGGUGGGGUGUUGGGAAAUAAAGGCGCAGCGGCUGUUCGGAUCACGUACUGCCCUCCACCCUGUGACGAUGGUACUACGCCUUUGCCAUCCGCGUUCACUUUUGUAAACUCUCACUUGGCUGCCUUUGAGACCGGAUUAGAGAGGCGCGAUGCAGAUUUUCACGAUAUCUCAAGACGGCUCAGCUUCAAGAUAGAUCAACAAUAUACCCAACAACGGUCGGAGUCAAAGGAUUAUGAGCCUGCGGAAGCAAUUCUCCGAGUAUACGAGUCGGAUGCUCUCUUCUGGAUGGUAGAUCUAAACUACCGGCUCAAUCUUCCUGAAGACGAUGUAAGGACGAUACUACGGUCCGCCGCACGUGACAAGAGUGCUUAUUCGCUGCUAUUAUACCAUGACCAGUUGAGGGAGUCCAUUCGUAAACGGAGAGCCUUUGCGGGAUUCUUAGAACAACCUAUUCAAUUUCUCCCAACGUACAGGUUUGGUGCUGGUCUGCUGACAGACUCGUUAGGAUAUGAUAUAAAACGGAAACCAGCAUGGACGGAUCGGAUCCUCCACCUACCUUCGCCUUCAAUCUCUGUUCGACAGCUGUCGUACUCGGGCCACCCUCGUAUUGCUAUGAGCGAUCACAGGCCUGUAUCAGCGGACUUUUCCGUCCAGAUACCCGUAAUUGACACCGAUGGAUUGGACAGAACCGCGCACACCCUGUACAAAGCCGUCUCAAAGGCGAAUCCAGAAGAAUUAGAUGACAUACCUACACUUCGACUGACAACCACAGCUCUGGAUCUAGGGGUCGUUUCGUACGAGAAGGCUGUUUGUCGGUCGAUUACCGUUCAGAAUACGAGCGAGAUUCCGGCUGCCUUUAGGUUCUACGCGAAUAUGCCAGGCGAGUCAACUCAUCCAAGCUGGUUGAACAUCGAACCUAUGACCGGCUUUCUUCUCCCUGGCGAACAAUGUGACCUGAGCUUCACCGUCCUUGUCUCGCGAAUAAAUGCACAGGAUCUUAACGUGCGGCGGGAGACUCUCGACUCGACACUCAUUCUCCACACUCUGUUAGGGAAAGACCACUUUAUAUCGCUCAGUGGACAAUAUGCCUCAACCUGCUUCGGCAACAGUCUCUCUGUCCUCGCGCGUCUUCCUGGCCCAGUCCGAAACCUCAAAGGACCAGGCGAUCUCUUGCCGGAGAAUGAACCUAUCCACGGUUCACGCGAGAUUCAGAAGUUAGUGGCCUGGUUGAACGUCCACGAGGCGGAGCGCUUCGAUGAUCUCUUCUUAACCGAGCCCGACAGUGACUUGAUCGCCGAUAUUCGGGAGCGUCUAGACACAGGCGCUGACUUGGGCGGCCUCAAGGCCAGAGACGAAUCCCCCGACCAAGCCGCCUACGCCCAUGCAGUGGCACACACGCUAAUCGCGCUACUAGACUCACUUCCUGAACCCAUUGUUCCUUUCUCGUUACACACACGUUGUGCAGCUGUUAAUGAUCGAGAGGAGGCACUGGAGCUUCAAAUGCAGAUGCCUGCUCUGGUUUCGAAUGCCACAGUCAACGCAUGGAGUGCAAUAAUCGGUUUUCUGCAUGUUCAUUGCUCUGUGGGUGCUCCUCCGGCUCUUGAGUCCGACUGGCCUCGCCAGUCCCGUGCAGAACGGUUGGCACCAACAUUCACCCGCGUCCUGCUACGAGACGAACCCGAACAAAGUGAACUCGUAUCUCCAGUGGGAAAGAGGCGGUUCCUCUCAUAUUUCCUUGUCGCAUGAUGUGGCCAGUCAGCGUGUCUUCGUGUAGCCGCAUGGCGUAUUUUUCUACACGGGCUCAGAUGCAGCAACAUAACACUAGCGUUGAUUAGAC